GAAAUCCCCCCUGGAACCCCUUAAAUAUUCCUGGAAGCCCAUAAUGCCGCCCUGGGACUAUAUGAAUCCCCACCUGGAACCCCAUGAAUUCCCCUGGAUCCCUUUAAAUCCCCUCUGGAGCCCUGAGAAUGCACUCUGGAACCCUUUAAAUCUCCCUGGAACUCCAUGAAUUCCCCCCUGGAACCCCACGAAUCUGCCUAUAACCCCUUAAAUCUCACUGUAAGUAUCCUGGGUCGGGUUGGACAGGGCUUGGAGCACCCUGGGGUGGUGGAAGGUGUCCCUGCCCAUGGCAGGGUUGGGACAAAAUGAACUUUAGGAUCUCUUAUAACCCAAACCAUUCCAUGGUUCUAUUUGAUGUUUAAGGCUCCCAGCCCCCUGAAGCAGCAAGGCCUGGAGGGUGACACAGUCCUGAGGAGGAUCCCAGUUUGGGGACACCCUGAUAACCAGUGUGUCCCCAAUAUGGGACAGCUGUGACUGUCCAGAGUGGAGUCAGGGUGCUGCAGCUUUAUCCAAAGUGUGGGAUCAGACAUCCCAGUUGGGCUGGAGCAGCAAGCUGGCAUGCAGCCUGGCCCUGCUCUGUGCAGGCACCACUGGUUUUGCUAGAACAACCCCAAAAGUGCAGCAGCUCCUGCCCUAAAUGCACGGUGAGCUCAGGAGAUUUCCCAACAAGUUUUUGUUCCCAGUGUGAAUUCCUGCGGGGGAGGAGCUGGGUGCAGCCUCCCCUGCUCAAUCCAAUCCCUGCUGCAGGGCAGGUGGGGGAGGACAGGGUCCCCUCCCUCUGAACAGCAUCCCUCAACACCCUGGGACAUCUCCCUGCUGGUGGUGGCUCUUCCCCGUUGGGAAGAAUGCCGGGAUUUUUAGGAUUUUGGCCUCUUGACCUUCGCCCACCGAGAAAUCUCUCUGUGGCAUCGCUGUUGGCCCAAAGAGUGUUGUUUUGGUGUCACACCCAUCCUGGGAACCCCAAAAAAAUGUGGCUCCACCUCAGGCUGGGGCAACAAAGGGAUCUUCUGGAUCUCUGGAACAGGCUGCCCAGGGAAAGGGUGGAAUCACCAUGCCUGGAAUUGUUCAGAAAACACAGAGAGGUGGCAGUUGUUGACAGGGUUUAGUGGAGGCCUUGGCAUGCUGGGUUAAUAUUUGGAUUUCAUUAUAUUCGGUAGCUUUUCCAAAGUUAAUGACUCGGAUUUUGGCCAUCACUUCUAUCCCCCAUCCCUAAAACGCUCACCUGCUCCUUCCACCACCUGUGGGUGAAGCUUGUGAAGGAGAAAUAGCUUCAUUUAAAGGCUAAUUAUCAUUAAUCUGUGGCCAAAGGAGGCUUAAAAGGGUGAGCCAAUUACAUGUGCUAAUGUGCUGUGGGUAAGGAGGGCCGAGGGCUGUAAUUGGAGCCGGGCUGUGGCCUGAACACCCACGGGCUGUUGGGUGGUAUUUCUGGCUGAGGCUGGUCCUGCUCCUGUCAGUCACCUCUGCUGGUGCUGGAAAAGGCAGGAAAGAGCAGCCAAACACGGAUCUGUGCAGGAGAGGAGCAGCUGUGAGCUCCUCAAACACCUCCUAGGGAGGUUCACCAAAGGGAGCACGAAAAACCCAGCAAAAUUCCACCUUUGGAGCAAGAUGGGGCAGCUGUGUGAGCUCAGCAGCUGAUGUUACACAAGAGCAAUUCCUGCUCCUCCUGUUUCAGCAGGGUGAAGGAGGAGGGGUGCUGCCUUUGCACGUCCUGGCAGUGUUGGGAUGGAUGCUGCUCUGCCAGGGAGGCACCCCUGGACCUGGUCCCUGUUGUUGGGUGGUCACACUUGUGGCUCUGGGUGCCUUGGUUGAGUUUUUGGGUGUCCUGGCAGUGCAGGAGGUUUCUGUGCCCUGGGAGGGGAGCAGAGGUUCUGCCCACCAGCUUCCCCUCAGCCUCCACCUGUCCCCAGGGACCUUCCCUCCUCAAAUCCCUGUGGUGAAAUCCUGGAUUUGUCUCUCUUUGUCAUGGGCUAAAUUGGCUUUUUGUCACAGCCCAGACACACACAGGAGCUGCUGCUGGGGGUGGGAAUUGUCCUGCUGGAGCUCACAGGACAAUCACAGCUCAGCGUGACUGUGAUUGUCUGUGCAAGUUCCUCUUCCCGUUUCAGAGCUGGGGAGAACCUUGCGCCAUUUGGGGACUCCCCAGCUGAGCAUGGCAGGGUGGGGGUGCAGGGCCUGCUGGCAGUGUGGGCACCCAUCACCCCCAGGGCUCCUGCACUGCCCUUCCCUGGCCUCUGUUCCAGAUGACCUUCUACUUCUCGGACACAGUCGUGCUGCUCUUCGACUUCUGGAGUGUCCACAGCCCCACAGGGAUGGUGCUCUCAGUGCUGGUGAUCCGUGGUUCUGGUUCCACGUGGCCCAGACUCUGUUCCACGUGCUGCAGGUGGUGCUGGGCUACAUGGUGAUGCUGGCAGUCAUGUCCUACAACGCCUGGAUCUUCCUGGGGGCCAUUGCAGGCUCCACCCUGGGCUACUUCAUGGUGUACCCUCUGCUGGGCCGGGGCUAGAGCCCCCCAGGGUGGUGGCACACGUGUCCCACCUCCUGCUCCUUUGUCUGGAAUAGCUGCUGUCACUUCUGUCUCUGUCCCCGUGCUCUGUGGGACACAGAACCCCAAGGACUUGCUGGGGCCCUGCUCUGGGGACAGGGAGCCCCAUGGCCGUGCUGCCACUCAGCUGGUGGCUGUCCCCUGGCUCUCAGGGACCUUUGUCCGGGUGGUGACAGCAGGGUGGGGGGGUGCUGGCAUUUCCUCCCCUCCCUGCUUUUCAAGGAGGUUCAUCCUGGCUGGGACAGGAAUGACCUGGUGACUUGUUGGGGACAGGGACCCUCCUGCCCAGAGCUGCACCAAGCCCCUCUUCACACAGUGCCUUUGGGGACACUGGGGGUCCUGCCACCCCCACCCCGCUCCUGUGCUUCAGGGACGGGGCUGGAGCAGCCCCUGGUGUGGCUGUGCCAGGGGGAAAUGCUGCUCCUGGUGCCUCUUGCUGCUUCCUCAGGACACCCCUUUGAAUAAAAUCAUCUCAGCUCCACUCCUGCUUUGUGUCACUGCUGGGUGGGCUCAGGAUGUGACACCCCUGGGUCUCACAGUGGGACUGGGGAUCCCCAGCCCUGCCCAGGGAGGUGUUUCAGCAAUAAGGAGAGGCUCCUCUGGCUUUAAAUAAAGCUUUUCCAUUUUA
Molecule: messenger RNA, 3170 nt
Organism: Zonotrichia albicollis (white-throated sparrow)
Lineage: Eukaryota; Metazoa; Chordata; Aves; Passeriformes; Passerellidae
Source: RefSeq, a predicted model, not a curated record